AUGUUUAAUAGAGUUGUAAAGGCACUAGCCUAUACUUUUUUAAGUAUAAGCGAUCCAAUCGAAAAAAAACAUUGGUUUUUAACACCAGAACAACAUGCCAUCGAAUUUUUAAUUAUGAAUACAUUUUAUUUAAUAACAAUGUAUUUGGGUUAUAAAUUAUUAAAAAGAAAUCAAAUUAUUAAUAAAAAUCGACCACUAAUGGUUAAAGAUAUUGGAUCAAUUAUAAAUUAUAUAUUGGCAGCAAUUUUAAUAAUUAAUGUAAUAUUAAAUCUUAUUUAUAAAUGCGUAAGAGGAUGGAGAGUCGUAUUUUUUAUGCUCCAACCAUGUCAUAUUGUAAGUUCAAUCUAUGCAUAUUGUUUAUUAACCCCAAACUAUGGAAAAGGAAGAGAAGUUUUUAAAAUUUCAGUAUAUUAUAUUUUUGUAACAGUAUUAGCAUUAGCAGCACCAGAUACAGUAGAUUUAACAUUACCAUUUGAAGUUCACAAUUUCUUUAUUCAACAUUAUGCAUUACUUUUAGCACCAAUUACAUUACAAAUGUAUAGAUAUGAUAUCAAAUUCGAAUGGUCAUAUGCAUUAAUUUCAGAAAGUUUAAUUGGUUUAGCUCAUUUUGUAGUCUUUGAAAUUUGUUCAUUUUUCAGCGGUACCAAUAUCAACUAUAUGUUAUUCCCACCACCAUUAGGAGAUUUCGAUUAUUUAAUUCAAGAAACCUAUAGAGUAGUCAUUGGAGGUUUAAUCUUUUUAGUCUCUUUAUUCUUUGGUUAUUUAGCGAUUAUCAUUGGUUCAAAAUUAAGAUCGGUGUUUUUAAUUAAAACAACAAAAAAUAAAAUUAAAUAA
Molecule: messenger RNA, 834 nt
Organism: Dictyostelium purpureum
Lineage: Eukaryota; Evosea; Eumycetozoa; Dictyosteliales; Dictyosteliaceae
Exons: 3
Coding region: 1-834 (277 amino acids)
Source: RefSeq, a predicted model, not a curated record